AUGGCCACCCUGACAAACUUGGACAAUCCUGCCCCCUCAUCCCGGGAACAACAAUGCAUGGCAGACAUCGACCCCCAAACAGGCUAUAUCACCAAUAUAGAUGAUAUACGUGCUGCAGAAUAUCCACAACUAAAAGAUACGACUUACCUCGACCACGCGGGCACCACAUUAUACACCAAGACGCUCAUUGAGAACUACUCGAGAGAGAUGACAUCUAAUUUGUUCGGAAAUCCACAUUCUGCAUCGGGGUCCUCGCAGCUCUCGUCGCGGCGAAUUGACGAUGCUCGUCUUUCAGUCCUCCGGUUUUUCAAUGCCGAUCCUGAUGAAUUCGAUGUCGUGUUUGUCGCGAAUGCGACCGCCGCAAUCAAGAUGGUGGGGUAUGCUUUUCGAGAUCACGAGGCCGGAUUCAGCUACUUUUACCAUUCUGAGGCGCAUACGAGUCUCGUGGGUGUGAGGGAGCUAGCUACUCGAGGCACGACUUGCUUCAGUAGUGACUCUGAAGUCGAAGCCUGGAUAGAUGGUCUUGAAGGUGGUGGUGAUCCCGCCGACAAACUAAGCCCGGUCUUGUUCGCAUACCCGGCGCAGUCGAACAUGACCGGUCGUCGCCUGCCGUUGGACUGGACUCAAAGAACAAGGUCUCAUCGAGAAUCUUCCGGGCAGGCUCUAUACACGCUCCUCGACGCCGCAGCGCUCGUCUCAACAUGCCCACUCGACUUAUCUGAACCCUCGACAUGCCCCGACUUCACAGCUCUGAGCUUCUACAAGAUCUUCGGCUUUCCCGACCUCGGUGCCUUGAUCGUGCGAAAAUCAUCAGGAGAUAUUCUCCGACGGCGGAAGUACUUCGGUGGAGGAACGGUUGAUUCCGUCGCAACGUUUGGCAAAGACACCUGGCAUGCAAAGAAAUCCGCGCUGCACAGUGCUCUCGAGGAUGGAACCGUGGCAUUUCACAGUAUCGUGGCUUUACAGUCCGCGUUGGACGUGCAUAAGAAGAUUUACGGAAGUAUGGCAAAGAUCUCUCGACAUGCCAAUCACUUGGCAUCGAUGCUGAGGGAGCAGUUACGCGAGCUGAGACACGCAAACGGGAGCCAGGUUUGCACCAUCUACACCGAAUCGGCAGCCGAAAGCUCGUCGCAAGGCCCCGUCAUCGCUUUCAACCUCAAAGACAGUCGAGGCAAAUACAUUUCAAUCUCGGAAGUUGAGAAAUUGGGUGUGGUGAAGGAUAUUCAGUUUCGGACAGGCGGUUUGUGCAAUCCCGGCGGGAUCGGAUCCCAUCUCGGCCUCUCGAGCGAGGAACUGCGCCGGAAUUAUGACGCCGGACAACGUUGUGGAGGUGAGAACGACAUCAUCCACGGCAAACCCACAGGUGCCAUCCGGUUGAGUUUCGGGGCAAUGAGCAGCGUGAAAGACGUUGCCACUUUCCUUGACUUUAUCAAAGGAUUUUACAUUGACUUACAUGUACCGCCGCAGGCGCUACAGCAGGCAAGAGUACAACAGUACAAUCAUCCGACCUGGGAAGGCUUCGUUGUUGAGAGCCUCUUGGUCUUUCCCAUCAAAAGUUGCGCAGCCUACAAAAUACCCAGUAAUGUGGCAUGGGAAGUUGGUGGCAAGGGACUCGCAUGGGAUCGAGAGUGGUGUCUCGUCCACGAAGGGACAGAUGUCGCGUUGAGCCAGAAGCGGUUUCCUCGAAUGGCGCUUAUUCGUCCAGAGAUCGAUUUGCAAGCACGCCUUCUGAGAGUCUCCUUCGCGCAAGGUGAUACAGGAGACCAAAGAAAGCUCGAAAUCAGUCUUGACUCGGCGCCCACAUGCACGGGGCUCGUCAAGCCAUGUGAAGCAUCGAUCAGCAAACCAGCAAAUGUCUGCGGCGAGGAUGUUGAAGUGCAAGUCUAUACGUCGGCUGAUGUGAGUGACUUUUUCACCAAAGCACUGGAAGUUCCAUGCACGCUUGCAAGGUUCCCGAUAGGAGGGACAGUGAGGCGGGCGAACGUCCGCGUGCCUGGUCAGCACGGAGGAAAACAGGCCACGGAAAUAGGCAAAUCCAUUGCCCUGUCAAACGAAAGCCCGAUUCUGCUUGUGUCACGCUCCAGCGUCAACCGACUCAACGAGCAAAUCAAACAAUCGGGUAGUGGCGGUGGUGGCAAAGCAGUCACGGCCGACUCCUUCCGCGGCAACAUCAUCAUCGCUCAAGAGCUGCAAGGAGGACAAAUGGAAAGCCCGUACGUCGAAGAUGACUGGGAAGGUCUCCGGAUAGGUGAAGACCCGAACAAUGUCUUCGAGGUUCUUGGGCCAUGCCAGCGAUGCCAGAUGGUCUGCGUGGACCAGAGCAAUGCGCAGCGGAGGCAAGAGCCUUUCACUACGCUAGCCAAGACGAGGCGGAGGGAAGGGCGAGUUUGGUUUGGCAUGCACAUGUGCUUGAGGUCCGGCGAGGACUUGGACCCGACACGCGAUUCCCCAUGUUUCCAACGAGCCAGCGUAAAAGUGGGAGAUAGGAUCACGCCAUUAGUAAGGAUGGACUGA
Molecule: messenger RNA, 2514 nt
Organism: Cladophialophora yegresii CBS 114405
Lineage: Eukaryota; Fungi; Ascomycota; Eurotiomycetes; Chaetothyriales; Herpotrichiellaceae
Product: selenocysteine lyase
Exons: 1
Coding region: 1-2514 (837 amino acids)
Biological process (GO): Mo-molybdopterin cofactor biosynthetic process
Molecular function (GO): molybdenum cofactor sulfurtransferase activity; pyridoxal phosphate binding; molybdenum ion binding
Source: RefSeq, a predicted model, not a curated record